Molecule: messenger RNA, 4090 nt
Organism: Sinocyclocheilus anshuiensis
Lineage: Eukaryota; Metazoa; Chordata; Actinopteri; Cypriniformes; Cyprinidae
Product: xenotropic and polytropic retrovirus receptor 1 homolog
Exons: 15
Coding region: 374-2452 (692 amino acids)
Biological process (GO): cellular response to phosphate starvation; phosphate ion transport
Cellular component (GO): Golgi apparatus; cytoplasm; plasma membrane
Molecular function (GO): phosphate transmembrane transporter activity; inositol hexakisphosphate binding
Source: RefSeq, a predicted model, not a curated record
CUGUGACGCACAUACGUCUUUCGCUCAGUGCGCGCUGAUGGCGGACAACAGCUACUUCACAGACGCCCAGAGAGUCCGCAGAGAGAAAGUCACUUCCCAGAGACGCCCGCACCGGGGCUGUAGCGCUGUCAUUUAAGCACCUGUUUUGGGAAGUAGAGGGAGGUUACUUAUAGUCCCUUUUUGUAGCGGGUUUCACUUUGAACGGGGUAAUAUGUGGGACCGGGGAAUAGUGGACUGUGAUAGACCGGGCAGGAUUUAGACAACCCAUGCGGCUCUGUAACUUAGUGACAGAAAUAACAAAAGCCCCAAAAGAAGACGCUGCCCGACCCGAGGAUAUUAUUAUAGUCCGACUGUGGAUAUCUGCUCCGCCAGCAUGAAGUUUGCGGAGCACCUGUCUGCCCAUAUUACUCCAGAAUGGAGGAAACAAUACAUUCAGUACGAGGCUUUCAAGGAGAUGCUCUAUGCGGCCCAGGACCAGGCCCCAUCCAUAGAAGUCACAGAUGAAGACACCGUCAAACGAUACUAUGCCAAGUUUGAGGAGAAGUUCUUUCAGACGUGUGAAAAGGAGCUUUCCAAGAUCAACACAUUCUAUUCAGAGAAACUGGCUGAGGCACAGCGCCGAUUUGCAACUUUGCAGAAUGAGCUGCAGACGUCUCUGGAUGCCCAGCGGGAGAGCAAUGCUCCAGGGCUGCGCUGUCGCCGCAAAACAGUGUUGCCUUUGUCCAACAAAGAGCGCAACAAACAUCGCAACAUCAAAGACCUGCAGCUGGCCUUCAGCGAGUUCUACCUCAGCCUCAUCCUCCUGCAGAAUUACCAGAAUCUGAACUUCACUGGAUUCCGUAAGAUUCUGAAGAAACAUGACAAGAUUCUGGACACACAGCGUGGAGCUGAUUGGCGUGUGGCUCACGUGGAGGUGGCUCCAUUCUACACCUGUAAGAAGAUCACACAGCUCAUCUCUGAGACUGAGGCUCUGGUGACCACAGAGCUGGAAGGAGGUGACCGUCAGAAGGCCAUGAAGAGACUGAGAGUUCCACCUCUUGGAGCAGCACAGCCUGCACCUGCCUGGACCACCUUUCGUGUGGGACUGUAUUGUGGGGUCUUCAUUGUCCUGGCUGUCGCCUUUGUCCUUACUGGUGCUUUUUUCAUUCGUAAUCAGAACAUCUGGCCACUGGUACGCAUCUACCGUGGUGGUUUCCUGUUGAUUCAGUUUCUCUUCCUCUUGGGGAUUAACACUUAUGGCUGGAGGCAGGCGGGUGUCAAUCAUGUGCUGAUCUUUGAGCUGAAUCCUCGAAACAAUCUUUCACAUCAACAUCUGUUUGAGAUUGCUGGGUUUUUGGGGGUGUUGUGGUGUCUCAGCAUCCUAUCCUGUCUGUUUGCGGACUACACUUGGCUCCCUAUGCAGGCGAACCCCCUAAUCCUCUACGGCUUCAUGGUGCUCUUCCUCAUCAACCCCUUCAAAACUGCCUACUACAAAUCCCGUUUCUGGCUCAUCAAACUUCUGUUCCGUGUCUUCACCGCCCCAUUCCACCGUGUGGAGUUUGCAGACUUCUGGCUGGCAGAUCAACUCAAUUCUCUGGUCAUUGUUCUGUCGGAUCUGGAGUAUCUGGUCUGUUACUACAGCAUGGAGCUGCAGUGGGGAGAUCGCAGCGGCUUACUGCCCUCCACAUAUGGUGAUGAAAGGUGUAACAGCUAUUCUUAUGGAGUUCGGGCCAUCAUCCACUGUCUGCCUGCCUGGCUGCGGUUUGUUCAGUGUCUGCGACGUUACCGUGACACCAGGAGGGCCUUCCCUCACCUGGUGAAUGCUGGGAAAUACUCCACCACCUUCUUUGUGGUCACAUUUGCGGCCCUCUACAGAACUCAUAAAGAUCAGAUACACGCCGAUGCUGAGGUGUUUUUCUACAUGCUGAUCCUGUCUUCAGUUGUCAGUUCACUCUACACACUGAUCUGGGACCUAAGGAUGGACUGGGGUCUUUUUGACCGCAAUGCAGGCGAGAAUACCUUCCUGAGAGAGGAGAUCGUUUACCCACAUAAAGCCUACUACUACUGUGCCAUUAUAGAAGAUGUGAUCCUGCGCUUCGCCUGGACACUGCAGAUCUCUCUGACUUCCAUGACUGCCAUUCCUUCCAUCGAGGACAUCGUGGUCACCAUUUUAGCUCCUCUGGAAGUGUUUAGACGUUUCGUGUGGAACUUCUUCCGUCUUGAGAAUGAGCACCUGAAUAACUGCGGUGAGUUCCGAGCGGUGCGGGACAUCUCAGUGGCUCCUCUAAACGAUGAUGACCAGACGCUGCUGGAGCAGAUGAUGGACCAGGAGGAUGGAGUUCGGAACAGACAGGGUAAAAAGAGCUGGAAACGGAGCUACAGCCUGUCCUUACGACGACCCCUGCUAUCCUCACAGUCUAAGAAAGAUACUAAGGUGCUCAUUGAGGAUACGGAUGAUGAGGCCUUCAGCUGAACCCAGAUCUCGCUGUCACACCACCUGUCUCUGCUUUCUGUUGGUUCCUCACAAAGCUGCCUCAGCACACCUGACCCCAAACACACACAGAUACAUACAUAUUCACACACUCUCUCUUUUCAACACUCACCAAACCAUCCAAACACAGAGUAGUGGACAGAGUUAAGCACAAAAACAGCCGUGAGACAUAUCAGGACACAACAGUGACAUCGUACAAACACUAACACACACAUACAACGAGAUAUACACACGCACGGAAAAGCCAAGUGUGGAAUUUUCCUCAAGGUACUUUUUUUAUUAGACUUUUUCAUUUCGUUCCUCUAUAUUGAUACUUUUUUGUACAUUUGUUUAGGUUUUUGAAUCUAUAUUACUGCAUAUGACUGUUUACAAACUUAAAAUAAUAACUAGGAACUACAGGGAGGAGAGUUAUUAUAUGAAAGAAUAAUAUAUCGUACACUGCACAGACUCAAGUCGUACACUAUAACUGCAGCGCAUUUAGAAAUAACAACAGCUCAGUAGCUGAUGUUUGUUAUAUUCUUUUAGUUUUUGUUUUUUUCUUCUUUCAUUUUAUUUGUUUUUUGAGUUGUCAUGACAUCAGAGUACGGCCCUGGUGGCACUUUUUGGAAAUGCUUCAUAUUUCUAAACCAUAAAAAACAUACAAUGUUUAGAGAGUUAUUGUUUCAUCAUAUUUAAUAUGAAAAUAUUUUAUUUUUUAACAUGCAUUGCUUUGAUAUCAAAGCUGUCAUAUUUUUGCCAUGUAUGGUUUGUGUUUGAGAGAAUGGAGUGUGUGUGCGUGUGUGUGUGUGUGUGUGUGUGUGUGUGUGUGUGUGUGCUUUUGGGGAGCGAUAGCUGAUGUUAAACAAAAAGUUUAUAUUCUGCUGUCCUCCUGCUGAUGUAUAGAAUUGUUAUUUUUAUUGAUACUUUGACCAGUAAAACUACUAUAAGUAAACCUGACAUUGCUGGUUAAUAUUUGAAAUACUAUUUGGGUAAAAAAAAAAAAAAGAUCAGAUGAUUCUGUGAACUAUUUCAAAUGCAAUGAUGCACUAAACUGAAAAGAUUCAGGAAUACAGUAAUUGUCACCCAACUGCAAACUGAAUGGAAGUGGACACAUUUUUAUUGAACUAAUGUGUUUCCUACAUGGCUUUUUGUAUCACUUAUUAAGCAUUGCCAUUACCACUGCAAGCCAAAGAGGAAAUGCAAACACUGCCAGUCGAUUAUAAUUCUUAUGGUUGUGAUAUCAGUUUUAAAUGUUGUGCAUCAAAAAGUAGUUCCAGGGUGGUGAGGAGACAUAAGUUUUUUCCUCAUCAACAUCUUAACUAUGGUCACAAUUUGAUUAUUUGUAUGCUUGAUGAAUGUGACAAUAUCUUUAGAAUCAGUUUUACAUUUUGAUGAAAAAAUGUGAUUGUAUGUGAUCUAUAAUGUACAUUUACAAUGUACAUUUUUGUGAGACAGGUAUAACUACCUUGUCUUUCAUACAUUUUCAUACAUAGUCUCUGAAUUUCAAACAGCAUAUUUAGGAGAAAAGCAUCUGUUUUUUGCCUCUUUAUCAUAAUGCUUCGAUAGCAGAAAGUGAAGACUGUCAUUUUAACUUACAAUGACUUUUAUUAUGAUUAAUACCCAUUGUUGUAAUCAAAAAAA